AUGUAUAGUACAAUAUUGUACAUAUUAUUAUCAGCGAGUUUCACUGAACUUUGUGAUCCGGGAACAUACCUUCCUAGUACGAGUUCUACCAAUUGUGCUACAUGUACUGUUGGAUACUAUUGUGCCUUUUAUACAUCUGGUACUACUGUUCGAACAGCGUGUUCAAGUGGUACAUAUAAUCCUAGCGCAGGUAGCUCCACCGUUCAGGCUUGUUUAUCAUGUCCUAUUGGUACCGCCAAUGGAAAUACUGCAGUCUCGAUCUGUCCGAAAUGCGUUGCUGGAAGUUAUAGUGAUAAAAUAGGAGCAACGGCAUGUAUAUCAUGUGGAAGAGGAACAUAUUCACCAAAUGAAGGUGCUACUUCAGUUCAAUCUUGUUUACCAUGUCCCACCGGUACUGCCAGUUCAUCACUUGGGGCGGCAGCUUGUCUAAAAUGCGCUCAUGGAUCAUAUAGUGACACAGCUGGAUCAACUGCAUGCACACAAUGCCGAGCAGGAACUUAUCAACCAAAUGAAGGUGCCACUUCAGUUUCAACUUGUCUAACAUGUCCCACCGGUACAGCAAAUGCACUUGCUGGAGGAUAUGAAUGCUAUCCAUGUCCAGACGGUUACUCUUGCACUGAUCCCGCUAAUCCAGUACUUUUGGCAAAUGCAACGACUAAAGCUCCGUCAAAUACAACUCCAGUAACGACACUUUCACCCAGUACAACUCUACUAAGUGUGAUUUUAUCUCCCAUACCAGGCAUAAGUUUGUCUACAAUCAUUGCGGCUUCGACAGCCGCUGCAGGUUUGACAAACGCAGUUACAACGGCAGCAGCUUCGACUAUGGUUUCACCCAGUUCGAUGUCCUUGAACACAACUGUAAUGAAUAUGAUUUCAUCCACUUCAAUGCGAUUAAAUGGAACAUCAAUAACUACCGUCUCAUCAAAUUUAACUGCACCGAAAAUAUCGAUACGUGCAUUAAUGUUAAUGGUGAUAUUGAAUUUGGUAUUGUGUAUUAUUUAUUGA
Molecule: messenger RNA, 1005 nt
Organism: Adineta steineri
Lineage: Eukaryota; Metazoa; Rotifera; Eurotatoria; Adinetida; Adinetidae
Source: the annotation of a GenBank genome assembly